Messenger RNA from Caenorhabditis bovis, 2817 nucleotides. NCBI's taxonomy places the organism in Eukaryota, Metazoa, Nematoda, Chromadorea, Rhabditida, Rhabditidae. The record is from the annotation of a GenBank genome assembly.
AUGCUGGAAAAUAUUGUAGCGUGGGUGCUGAACAAUUAUAUUGGAGAAUAUCUCGAGGAUUUGAAUACUGACCAACUUUCGGUGGCAUUGUUAUCAGGCCAAGUUGAGCUUGAAAAUGUUCCUCUCAAAAAGACAGCUCUACGAAAACUCGACCUACCGUUAGAAGUUCGCUCCGGUUUAUUAGGAAAAUUAACGUUGUCUGUUCCAAUUACUCAUAUUCGAAGUCAACCAUGGACCUUAAAGUUAAGCGAUGUUCUAAUAAUUGUUGGUCCCCUUUCCGCGGAAAAACGAUACGAUGUUCAAGCCGUUGAGCAGGUUGAACAGCAACGGAAAGAACAGAUGCUUGAAGAGCUGGAAUUGAGGCAUAAGACCGCCUUAUUUGAUAUGCUGGGAAUUCAAGUCCCUGAAUCUCAAGAUUCCUGGUGGGGAGCUUCGCUUAUAUCUACUGUUCUUAAUAAUAUACAGCUAAUUCUCAAUAAUGUACAUAUUCGGUACGAGGAUAACGUGACAAUUACUGGAAGAACGUUCAACUGUGGUAUUCGAAUGCAACGAAUGACAAUGCAGACCACUAAUUCACACUGGAAGCCUGGAUUUGCGGAGUCUCAAAAAGGAGUGAAUAUAUUCAAAAAACUGGAAGUCACUGGUUUCAGUAUUUACUGGAAUUCUCAAGCCACUAUGACAACCGACAUCGAUAGUAUGAAAAAGUUGCGGAAUGUCAUGGCACCGGAAACUUCGUCAAACGCCUAUAUUAUUCAGCCUUGUAGCGCUGAGCUAAGAAUGGAGAAAAAUUCGAGCAAAUUUCCCCUGAAACACCAAAUUCCGCGAUUCAAAUUUUUAAUGAGACCUGAAAUAAUUGUGUGCGAAUUGACGAAAUUGCAAAUGACACAGUUGAGGGCGUUGAAUCGCGAAUGGGCAAGGUUUGAAAGAGCACGACUACACCGAAAAUGGCGUCCACUAUGCACAAUUGGUGAAAACGCAAAAGAAUGGUGGAAAUUUGCGUAUAAUCGAGUAAUGGAGGAUAAACGAAAAGCAAACUCGAAUCGAACUUGGAGUUUUGCCGCAAUCAGAGCGAAACAACUUAAUGCGUAUUGUCGGGCAUAUCGAAGGCGGCUGAUAGCACUUCUUGCCAAUCCAACAGCAACGCAAGAAUCAGCAAUUGAUCCUGCUUCAACAACGACCAAACCAAAGGUCUCAAUUAAUGGUCCACAGCCAUUACUGGAAGAUCGAGCGAUCAUGAAGCAGAUUGAGAAUGAUUCGCAAUACUCAUAUCAUGAGCUUCACCUAUUUCGUGAAACUGUAUUUCGAAGGCUUGUUCGCGAAAAAGAGAAGGAAUUAGGAAUUGCAACGACCACACCAUUGCAUGAUGAAACAUUUGAAACAAUCGAUGCCAUUCCGGAAGAGGCUAAUGCUGACGAAGUGCCUGUUGUUGAGCCGGCUGGUGGUGGCUUAUACGAUUGGAUCACUGGUUUUUUCAGUCAGCAACAAAAACACGAAACUCAGGAGGACACGAAAUUCGAUUUUGGCAACGUUGAUGUUGGAGAAUUGAAGGAAAAUGUGAAAGAAAUGGAGGAUGAGAUUCUUGACGUUCUCCACGAAUCUUGGGAUGAUUCAACACUGUUACGGCGCGAUGCUCUUCUAGCUCAAAUUGCGUUAAGAUUGGAGCAUCUCACUUUGCGAUUCGUUGACAAUUAUACAUUUGACGGAAUCGAACAACAACGAGUUUUGGCUCUUGAGCUUUCAGGUGUCACUGUGCGACUCGAAAUGAGUCCGAAGAAACAUUCAUUGACAGUCGACCUCACAGUUCAAGAUAUGAGUGUUCAGCGACUGAGAUCUGGCUAUCCAAGGCCGAAGAGCAAACUGGCCGAAAUCACAGAAUCUUUGCUUUAUUCAACAACCGAAUCUACCAAAAUGCUUCUGACAAUCGGUAGAGAUGUUGAGGAUGCUGUUAUGACAGCAGUUCCGAUGUUUAGUAUGCAUUAUCGAAGAACAUCCCCACGAUUGAUCACAAAGCAUGUGGUAAAUUGUCGUUUGAGGCCUGUGAAUGUUGUGUAUGAAGAGGGGGCUUUGGAAGGCCUUUCAACACUUUUCACGGAAGAUAACCUUGUCGAAAUAGAGAAAUCAAUAUCUGGAAGUGAGGAAGAAGAUAUGAUUGAAAUGCGUGUAACCGAUCAGCUCUCCAUUAUUGAGUCUCAUAUUCUUGUAAAGCUUCAAGUACCUACGGUUCGCAUGGAAGUUCGUGGACGAGGUUGGAGUCGUCGGGAUCUCAGACCGUCAACGUUUUGGGAGCCCGGAGAAUCUCUGGCGUGCUGCGUUGUUGAGAAUCUAACUAUGGACAUUGUUUCCGAAGAAAUGUUUCUGACAACGAUCCAACUUGGAUUCGGGCACAUUGAACUAAGGGAUAUGCUCGAAAAUACAAAGCAUCCCUUAUUUACAACGUCCUCGCAAACUCGCAUUAGUCGAAAUUUGUCUAAUUCCUGUCCGGACCUUGUUCGAGGAUUUGGAGGAGGCUCGGCACCGGCGCAACCAUCAAAAUCGUCAAACUCUCAUGACUACGUAUCUUCUUCGGUCCCUGCGGACGUUUUUGAGUGUCAAACAAACCUGCCGAUUCAAACAACGAUGAAAAUCACUUCGGCGGCCUCGAUUGACUCGAAUCAAAUGCAAUCGGGUCCGACGUCGCCGCAAAUCGGCUCGUCAUCUGCAAAAUAUAAUAACAAGCAUUCGGCGGCGGUUUCGCUCAAACCGGAGUGCACUAUGAAAUUGACAUGCGUCGACCGAUUCCACACGCAAUUCGACAACAAGUAUAAGAAGGUUGGCUAA